This is a messenger RNA of Chelmon rostratus (copperband butterflyfish), 1711 nucleotides long. RefSeq names its product regulator of G protein signaling 11 (gene rgs11). Lineage: Eukaryota; Metazoa; Chordata; Actinopteri; Chaetodontiformes; Chaetodontidae. The transcript is spliced from 17 exons. The coding region runs from base 44 to 1465 and encodes 473 amino acids. The record is from RefSeq and is a predicted model, not a curated record. Gene Ontology annotation, biological process: regulation of G protein-coupled receptor signaling pathway; intracellular signal transduction; G protein-coupled receptor signaling pathway.
UGCACUUCAACGUCCCGUCGAGUGAGCCCCAGCAGCCCGCAAGAUGACCAUCAACACCCUGGCUAAAGGAGGCUGGCACCGGGAGCAGAUGUCAUGCUUCCGGAAGAUGGAGAAAGUGAUUGUGGCCAUGCAGGACCCUGACAUGGGAGUGAAGAUGAGAAACCAGAGGCUCCUUAUCACUGUCAUUCCACACGCCAUGACAGGCCGUGAUAUUAUAGACUGGUUGAUCCAGAAAUACAAUAUCUGCGAGGAGGAGGCGCUGCACGUCGGCGGCCUGCUGGUGAGAUACGGCUAUAUUUACCCCCUCAAGGAGCCCAGAUCGCUUGUGCUACGGCCUGAUGAGUCGCCCUACCGCUUCCAGACUCCUUACUUCUGGACUAGUACCCGGUGGCCUGCCUCGGAGCUGGACUAUGCGAUCUAUUUGGCUAAAAGGAACAUAAGAAAACAAGGAGAACUCAUGGAAUAUGAAAAGGAGAGGUACAGCGUGCUGCACAAGAGGAUUAACCACACCUGGGACUUUGUGGUGAUGCAAGCCAGAGAGCAACUCAGAGCGUCCAAACAGAGGAGGAAGGCCGACCGCAUUGUGCUAGAGUGUCAGGAGCAGGCUUACUGGCUCAUCAACAGACCCCCGCCUGGGGCUCAUAAUGUGUUGGACAUGGGUCUGGAGAGACCCAACAACUUCAGCUCACGCGUUACACUGAACAGUGACUACUACAAAAGUGAGAUUGAAACCUGUAGAAGGGCCCUUGGAAGAAAUCGUGUAAAGUCUUCAAUCUGCCUAGAAGGUUUCGUGAAAUACAGUGAGCAGUACCUGAACCACGAUCCCAUCAUGCAAGGCUCCCUUCCCAGUAACCCCUGGAUCUCUGAUGACACCGCACACUGGACCAUGAAUGCAGAAGUGGUGCCUGUACCGACACGUCUUCGAGUGGAACGCUGGAGCUUCAGCUUCAUGGAGCUGCUCAGCGACUCCAUGGGGAGGCGGGAGUUCAUGACCUACCUGGAGAAAGAGUUUAGUGCGGAGAACCUGUGUUUCUGGCAGGCCUGCGAGGACGUCAGACACGGAGAAAGUUCCAAGAUCGUGGAGAAAGUGGAAGAGAUCUACAAAAAUUUCCUGGCCCCUGGAGCUGCCCGGUGGGUCAACAUCGACAGUAAGACGAUGGAUAAAACUCUAGAGGGGAUCAGACACCCACAUCGUUUUGUCAUGGACGACGCACAAAUGCACAUCUACUUUCUCAUGAAGAAGGACUCUUACCCAAGAUAUCUUAAGUCUGACCUGUACAAGAACAUGCUGGCCAAAGCUGUCGUCCCCCAGGAGACAAAGAAAAGCGUAUUCCCCUUCAUGAGACGCCAGCGGCACUCUAGCCCCUCCCCAGCUCAGACUGUCACCCCGGCGACGGAGGAAGACGGACAAGCCAAGGGGGCCAGGCAAGCAGGUACCAACUCUGCAGCCGGCUCCCAUGCCUGAUGCCGAGCCAAGCUGUCAGUGUGAAAGCCAGAGCUUUUCUUUCACCGCUGCAACAUUACCAGAGCUAGGAUUUCCACAUUAGAGCUUCCUCUCAGAGCACAGGUGUUAAUGCGUACCUCAGCAGCACUUUAUUCCCUGAGCAGUGAACAGCAGAGAAAAGAGCUUUUAGUGCUGCAUAGUCAUCCUGCAUCUACAUCCCAUCUCAGUCCAGAAAGUCCGUCCUGUUGUUCUUGAUAUUGAGUCCAA